Molecule: messenger RNA, 7736 nt
Organism: Zootoca vivipara (common lizard)
Lineage: Eukaryota; Metazoa; Chordata; Lepidosauria; Squamata; Lacertidae
Gene: GAL3ST1
Product: galactose-3-O-sulfotransferase 1
Biological process (GO): galactosylceramide biosynthetic process; myelination
Cellular component (GO): membrane
Molecular function (GO): galactosylceramide sulfotransferase activity
Source: RefSeq, a predicted model, not a curated record
UAGCUGGGGGCUUGAUUUUUUGUUCACACGCAUGAUGCUGCUUUGAAUUGUCUCCCUUGUCGGGUUUUGUUUUGAUGUACGUAGAUUUUGAUCGUUUUGUUGUAAUCAUUUAUUUGCCUUACAUAUUUAUCUGUUCUUUAAUGAUGUGGGGAAAUUAGAAUGUAUUUUUGAAGAUAAGGUGAGGGAUGGAAAAUGGAAUGUAGGAAGGCGCCUUAUACCAUGUCAGCAUAUUGAACACCCCCCCCCCCCAAGGAGUCCUGGGAACUGUAAUGUAUCCCUCACAGAUCUAUAAUUCCCAACACCUUUAGCAAACUACAAUUCCCAAGAUUUUUUUCUUUUGGGGGGGGGAUAUGUGCUUUAAAUGUAUGGCAUACACACAGCCUCAGUGCCUCUCUAUGCUGACUGUCAGAGGCUUUCCAUGGUUUCAGGCAGGGGGCAUUUCCAGCCUGACCUGGAGCUGCUAAGGAUUGAUCUACAACCCUUGCUCUAAAAAUAGAGUAAGAUCCUAGUCCUCAUGCUUCUGAAUAAAGAGCCGAUUUAAAUAGGGACAUAGGAAGUUGCCUUCUACUGAAUCAGACCAUGUAGCUCAUUAUUGCCUACCCUGACAGGCAGCAGUUCUUCAGGGUUUCAUUCUCUUUCACUGGAGAUGCUGCUGGGGAUUAGAUUUGGGACCUUCUGCAUGCAAAGCAGAUGCUCUACCACUGAGCUGCAACCCUCCCUUUGGCCAUUUGGUGACUGUGCAAGGGGCUGAGUCUCUAGCAUUUGAGCCAAGUGCCCUGUCAUCACCCUCAAGAGUUUUUGGGUAGCAAGACUAGACCUACUCCAUCUAAGAGAUCCUUGAGAGCUGAGCUGGUGAAAUAGACCACAAACUCCAUAAUGAAACUCCAUACAGAAAGUGUUCCGUGCAGAAGUUCCUUCCAUUACCCCAGCCUUUGCCACCCUGAUGCCCUCCAGGUGUUUUGGGUUGUGCUAAAGGGCACAGAAAUGUGGGGAGGGUGAAAGGAUUCAGACUGCUUUGGCAAGGGAGACCCUGUUGGCAGUCUCUUGGUCACUGAGGGCAGGGGCAGAAGCAGUCACUGAAACAGUGGAGAAUCAAACAGGAACAGUGAAUUUGACUCGGCCCAGAACCCCAGAACAGAGAGGGAAGAUUGUGCGUGUAUGACAGCCUAUGAUGGCUACCUACUCAGGGCAAAUGGGCUGCCAGACACCCACCCACCACAUGCAAGAACUAACAUUUGCCUUGCUAUGACUCAGUCAACAUUAAGGAAACCAGCCUUCGCCAACCUGGUGCUCUCCCGAUGUGUUAAACUACAGCCCCCAUCAGUCCCCCCUCCAGCCAACAUGGCUGUAUGAAGCUAAGGCUGAUGGGAGCAAAGUCUGAAGCUGGCAGAAGUUGUAGUCCACAAAGUUAAACUCGGCUAGGAGGCAUAUUCUAGAUUAAACUGGUUAGCUGCUUUAACCUCUAGGGCAGGCAUCCCCAAACUGCGGCCCUCCAGAUGUUUUGGCCUACAACUCCCAUGAUCCCUAGCUAACAGGACCAGUGGCCGGGGAAGAUGGGAAUUGUAGUCCAAAACAUCUGGAGGGCCGAAGUUUGGGGAUGCCUGCCCUAGGGAUUACAGCAACAACUUAUACUUGGGGUUGCCUCUGAAGACAGUUUGGAAACUUCAGUGGUGCAGAAUUCAGUGGCCAGGUUGCUGACUGAGGUAAGACAGUUGAAGCACAUAACGCCAAUCUCAGCCCGACUACACUGGCUGCCAAUUAGUUUCCAGGCCCAAUUAAAAGUGUUGGUUUUGAGCUAUAAAGCCUUAAAGGGCUCAGGACCCAAUACCUCAAGGCCUGCCUCUCCCCAUAUGAACCAACCGGGACCCUGUGAUCAUCAUCUGAGGCCCUUCUUUGUGUGCCUCUUCCGCAAGAGUUCUGGAGGGUGGCAGGCAUGAGAAUGGAGCCUUUUCUGCCUUUGUGGAAUGCCAUUCCCAGCGAUGCUUGCCUGGCACCUUCAUUAUGUGUUCUAAUAGAUCUUGUGGUGCUGAAUGUUUAGGCUAAGUAAAUAUUGGGGUUUAAUUAAAACUUGUAUGUUGUAACUGAGAUGUGCUGAAAGAGAGUCUCAUUGUGUAUUAUGCAAGGGGUUUGAGCUGUUUAAAUAAUGAUUAUGUGCAUCUUACACAUGGAUUUUAAUUACACAUAGAUAUUAAUCUGGCUGGGGAAACCCAGCCGGAUGGGUGGUGUAUAAAUAAAUAAAUUAUUGUUAUUAUUAUUAUUAUUUAUUAUAGAAAAAAACGCUCCCUUUCCCUUAUGGGGUACCCAAGAGCCCAUAUAGAGUCCUUCUGUAAGUUCUCUAUCAGCAGGAGAAAAUAACGGAGACCAACCAGAGAAGCAAAGCAGCUAGCGAUUGCGAUGGUGCGUCAGGGGAAGAACUGGAAGUCCAUGUGUAAGGGCCUCAUCCUGGGGACUCUCCUAACCAGCUUCAUGCUGCUGCUGUACUCCUACGCCGUCCCACCCUUACAAGUCAGCAUGACCGAGGUCCCAAUCCCCUACUCGUGCUCUUCCUACCCUUCCCAGGCUCGGCUGCCGGCUUUGGCCAACGGUAGCCACAAUCCACAGAAGUGCCACCCCAAGCUGGACAUCAUGUUCCUGAAGACCCACAAGACAGCCAGCAGCACCAUAAUCAACAUCCUCUUCCGCUUUGGGGAGAAGCACCGCCUGAAGUUCGCCUUUCCCAGCGGACGCAACGACUUCUACUACCCCUCCUUCUUUGAGCGGAGUCAAGUGCAGGACUACCAGCCUGGCAUGUGCUUCAACAUCAUCUGCAACCACAUGCGCUUCCAUUAUGAGGAGGUGCGCAAGCUGCUACCGGCCGACACCAUCUUCGUCACCGUGCUGCGGGACCCCGCCUACCUCUUUGAGUCCUCCUUCCACUAUUUCGGGCGCAUCAUUCCCGUGACCUGGAAGUUGUCGGACGACGAUAAGCUGGCCGAAUUCCUGCAGGACCCUUGGCGUUACUAUAAUCCCAAUGGAUUCGGUGCACAUUACCUCCAGAAUCUCCUCUUCUUCGACUUGGGCUAUGACAGUAGCAUGAAUGCCAACAGCCCUCUAGUUGAACAGUACAUCCGCGAAGUGGACGAGCGUUUCCACUUGGUCAUGCUGGUAGAGUACUUUGACGAGUCUUUGGUGCUUCUGAAGGACUUGCUCUGCUGGGAGCUGGAAGACAUCGUCUACUUCAAGCUCAACGCCCGGAAUGACUCCAGCGUCUCCAGGCUGACGGACGAGCUCUACCAGAAGGCCACGACCUGGAAUCUCAUAGACGCCAAACUCUACCGGCACUUCAACGCCACCUUCUGGCGCAAGGUGGAAGCCUAUGGGCGUGAGAGGAUGGCCAGGGACGUGGCCAGGCUUCAGGAAGAGAAUGAGAAGAUGAAGAACAUCUGCAUUGACGGGGGCCGCCCGGUGGAUGCCAGCGCCAUCCAGGAAUCCAGCAUGCAACCGUGGCAGCCGUUUGGCAAAAAGACCAUCCUGGGCUACAAUCUGAAAAAGAGGAUCCCCAAGAAGCACCGGAAGCUCUGCCGCAAGAUGCUGACGCCGGAGAUCCAGUACCUGACGGACCUGGGGGCCAACAUCUGGGUCACCAAGCUGUGGAGCUGGGUGCGCGAGUUCCUCAAGUGGUAGGAGGGCCGCACAAUCCCUGUUCCUGACAGCCAUGUGCCCCGUCCAAGAGAACAACCAGGUGCUUUCAUUUUGGUCCUCCCAACCACCCGCCCCCCCCCACCCACACUUCUUCUUUACCUUAGAUGGUCAGAUACGGCUCCUGCUUGCCACCAUCCAAUGCUUGAACUAGCCUCAGAAUGAAAAGGGACAGCAAGCUUGAACGGUUAAAAGGAGAGGAAUUGCCAAGGCCAAGGGAGGGCACCAUCUAAUCAUCCAUUUGGGGCCCAGGCUGUGCCAGGAGGGGGAUGUUGCGGCACAGGCAAGGGCUGAAGUAGAUGGGGCCCCGCCACCCCUGGGUGCCACACAGAGUCCAAGCACUUGAGCCAACCCCCCUGUUCCAGCUGAGAGCAGAGCAAGCAGCAGCAGCAGACAACGGCAUCAGGACACCUCUGCCAAUUUGCAGCAUUUUGCUAACUCUUUAGAGCUCUGGUUUUCUUCCUCUUGACUCUUGUUUCAAACUGCUGUGGACAGUGAUGGAUGAGCUGCCACCCCCCACCCACCCUGCUUCCUUCGUCCUCCUGGCCGGGAGAAACUUGGUUGUUUGUGCUUGUGUGGCUAUUCGCACAUGUAUGUGUUUGCAUGUAUUGACGGAUGCUCCUUUCUAAAGAAGGGAAGUCAACACACGUGUAAUUUGCUCACAUCUGCAGGGAUGGACAAAGGAUGUGCCGGAUGGGCAGCACAUUUCUGAACGUAUGCGCAAAGACACAAAUAUUGGACAUCUGUCUAUGGGGAUAUCUAUACAGCGGGCUUAAAACUAGUUAAAUCAGGGGUAGCCAACACCUUGCCCUCCAGAUGUGGUUGGGCUGCAAGUCCCAUCAUCUCUGACAGGGACAUUCUGAACCCAACAACAUCUGGAGAGCACCACAUUAAAUAGUAAUACCCCUGAGAAUCCAGGCCACUGUAAUUCUGUGAGAGGGAGGCAGAGCCCCUGGUCAGCAUCCUCACUGUAGUAGAGCUCCCAGGAUGGUCACCCGCAGCAGUUAAAUCAAUAGCCAACUGCUAUGCAUGUGUAGUGUAGAUAUUGUCCAUGCAGGGGAUUGAAACAUUACUGCGAACUGAAACAUUACUGCGAACACAUUAACUGUGAAUGAGUGUGUGUGUUUGUUUAUGUUAAUUGCACACGCAAGUUAAGCUCCAACACAAAGGUGGCGUUUCACCCCUCUGUGUUGUUGGCAGUGCACUCCUAAGACUGAAACAGCCCAGUGUCUUUUGCUCCGUGGGGGGGAUGAUCGAGUGUGUUCCUUUGUGCACUGAAAUCUGCCUCUGUUUCAGGAUUGCGCAAGCCACAAUGCGUGAGAGGCAACAAGAAACUGUUGUUUCUUGACUCACCUGGCAGCGAUAGACUGGACAGCAGCCUUUGCCCACCUGGGGCCCUCUCUAGAUGUUUGGCAACACAGCUCCCAUCAGCCCCAGCCAGACAGCAAGCAUUGCCUGGGGCUGAUGGGAGUUGUAGUGCAGAAAGAACAUCAGGAGGGCCCAGGGUAGGCAAAGGCUGCUGUAUGUACAUGAAAGCCAGGAUCGACACACUUCCUUUUCUUUUAGUUCUUUUAGUUUCAAGGGCACCGUCGACUUCCUCAAUCCUCUAUAGGUGGGGAAAGAUCAGCCACGUCCUUAGCAGAUCCCUCUUUUAAUCACAUUCUGGUGCUUACAAAUAGCUGCUUUGGAGGUAUACAAUAAAAUGCCCAGUAAAACUGGGACUCGGGUUUGCCAGCAAAGGCUGCUCUUGCCAUCUCUCUCUCUCUCUCUCUCUCUCUGUGUGUGUGUGUGUGUGUGUGUGUGUGUGUCACUUUUAGCAGUUAGCAAGAAGUGCGGUGGGUGUGGGUUGUAUUGUUUCUUUUAAAGCAGCUGAAGCAAUGGGGCUGUUUGGAAAAGGACAGAAGGCACCUCUAAGUACGUAGCCCAGCAAAUGGCAUGAGGGUUGAAAUGCUCCCCAUCCACUGCCACCACCAACCCUGGACAUUCAAACCACAAUAAGCAACAAAGAAAAAGGCUACAUUCCCACCAUACAUCUAAAGUGCUAUGAUACCACUUUAAACAGGCAUGGCUUUCCCCGGAUAAUUCUGGCAGCUGUAGUUUGUUGCAGGCCCUGUUAGGAGACCCCUAACAAUUCCCAGAGCUCUCUUUGAAGAGCGAUUUAUUGUUAAACCGUGCUGAGAACUGUGGCUCUGGAAUUGGGAUUAGGGGGGGUCUCCUAUCAACUCCCAGCACAAAGUACAGCUCCUAGAAUUCUUUGGGCGAAGCCGUGCCUGUUUAAAUUAGUAUCAUAAUGCUUUAAAUGUAUGGUGCAAAUGUGACCCAACCAAAAAGUGCCGCGUUGCCCUUUAAACCCUCAGCCUCACGUGAGCAAAGCCUCUUGGUGAACAUGAACUAUAGACCCUCUUGACGUAUAACUGGAAGACCUCAGGACUGCGCGCCACAUAUACAAAGCACGUUCAACAUUUAAAGCACAUGGCUUCUUCCUGCAAAGAAGUAGUUUCUCCCCUAUAGAGCUACAAUUCCCAGCGCCCUUAACAAACUACAGUUCCUAUGAUUCCUGGGGGGGGGAGCCGUGUGCUUUAAAUGUAUGGUGUGUGUGCCGUGUUAGUUAAUGGUCCUUGGGAGCCGAGUCUUUUCAGAAUGGGUGCUCAUCAACUCAGGUUGAAUUCUCCACCCUGGAAUACUACCUAGAGACAAACCCAAUUUGUGCCAAUGUACCUCUUUCUGUUAUUAUGUUAUUCUGUUACUUCGGCCCUCCAGAUGUUUUGGACUACAAUCCCCAUCUUCCCCGACCACUGGUCCUGUUAGCUAGGGAUCAUGGGAGUGUGUAGGCGAAAACAUCUGGAGGGCCGCAGUUUGGGGGUGCCUGCCCUAAAGAAUCCUGGGAACCAUAGUUUACCUAUAACGGAGCCAGUAUUCCCAGCACCCUGAACAAACUACUGUUUCCAGGAUUCUUCUGAGAAAGUGAUAUGAUUUCAAUGUAUGAUGUGUGGAUGUGACCCUUGUCAUCAUCACCCAGCAGAACCGUUUCCCAUACACCUCUGUGGGGGGUUGGUCCACAAGGUGCAGAAUGUCCCAUGUUGUCUUCCUCCAAACUUCCGCCGUCCCUGCCAGAGCUAAUGUCCUCGCUGGUUGGAGGGUCCUGGAGUUUCUCUCCUCAAAGAGGAGGUGUCGGCCCUGACAAGCAACGGGAUCUGAUGAGGACUAGUGUGCUUACAGGGAGGGCUCCACUCAGAAUGUGAUGCGGGAGAGGAAUGGUGGGAGGGAGGAGGCUUCCCAGUUGCUGCUUCUCACUGCAAAAAAACAAACAAAGCAAAAAAACCCAGGAGAGGCGUCUGCCUACACACCAAAUAUUUAAAGCACAUGGCUUCCCCCCAAAUAAUCCUGGGAGCUGUAGAUUACCCUUCGCAGUUCCCAGCACCCUUAACAACAUCCAGUUCACAGAAUCCUUUGGGAGAAGUCAUGUGCUUUAAAUGUGCACAAGUGAGCAUCUCCACCACAAGGAGUUGCUUAGGACCUGGGUGGUGCUAAAAGGCAACCAAAAUGUGGGGAGUGUACUCAGAAGGGUACAGCGAGGGAGAUCCUUUUGGGGCUCCCUUUCCCCAUGUAUGACUUCAGGGACAGCCAAGGUGGGGCCCUCCAAAAGCUGUUGAACUUCAGCUGCCAUCAACCCCUGCAGCUAGCAAUGGUUAGGGAUGAUGGGAGUUGUAGACCAAUAACUCAAGGGCACCCUGUUGGCUACUGCGGGUCCUACUGUGACUGAUAACAAUAAUUCAGAACAGCAUCACUUCCUGUCUGUUCCAUCACAGCUCUCUCUCUCUCUCUCUCUCUCUCUCUCUCUCUCUCUCUCUCUCUCUCUCUCUCUCUCUCUCUCUCUCUCUCUCUCUCUCUGUAUAUAUGCCUACAAACACACACCAUUAACUCAGUAUACAUGUCUAAUGUUCUCCACUUGUAAAGAUGAGAAAUGUUAAAAAUCACUAUAAUUUUGUAAAAUAAUUAUAAUGUAAGGCUGUUUAUAAUACAAAGGUCUUUGAGGUGUUCAGACUCUGGAUUCUUUU